Sporothrix brasiliensis 5110 is the source of this 714-nucleotide messenger RNA. RefSeq names its product DNA-directed RNA polymerases I, II, and III subunit RPABC1. The transcript has 3 exons. Gene Ontology annotation, biological process: DNA-templated transcription. The record is from RefSeq and is a predicted model, not a curated record. The coding region runs from base 1 to 714 and encodes 237 amino acids. Lineage: Eukaryota; Fungi; Ascomycota; Sordariomycetes; Ophiostomatales; Ophiostomataceae. Gene Ontology annotation, molecular function: DNA binding; DNA-directed RNA polymerase activity. Gene Ontology annotation, cellular component: RNA polymerase III complex; RNA polymerase I complex; RNA polymerase II, core complex.
AUGUCGUUCUCACCAAGCGGCGGCGAGGAAGACCCGGCCAAGCAGCGUGAGCUGCGCAAGCUGUGGCGGGCCUGGCGGACGGUUCACGAGAUGUGCCAGGACCGGGGUUACGAGCUGGCCGAGGACGAGGUCAAGAUCAGCUUCGACGAGUUUGUCAACAAGUUCACCAUGCCAGACGGCACGGCCGACCGCGGCAAGAUGCAGUUUUCCGCUCGGCCAUCCGACGCCAUGAUCAAAAAGUACACGCCGCCACCGACGGCCGCCCGCCCCGACCCGGUACAAGAGUGCGGCACGGUCUGGGUAGAGUUCAUGACCGAGCCCCAGAUCGGCGUCAAGGAGAUCAAGCGCUUUGUGCAGCACUGCGACGAGCACAGCUUCCGCGCCGGCAUCAUGGUCACGCAGGGCGCACUGAGUGCACAGGCACGCAAAGUGAUCAACGCGACGAUGAAUUACACACAGAUUGAGUGCUUUAUGCAGGACGACCUGCUGGUCAACAUUACGCACCACGAGCUGGUGCCGACGCACGUCGUGCUCAGCAAGGAGGAGAAGACGGCGCUGCUGGCGCGGUACCGCCUCAAGGAGACGCAGCUGCCGCGUAUCCAGCAAAAGGAUCCCGUGGCGCGGUACCUUGGCCUGAAGCGCGGCCAGGUCGUCAAGAUUAUCCGGACGAGCGAGACGGCUGGUCGCUAUGCCAGCUACCGGUUGUGCGUGUAA